ACAGCAUGGACGGAAAUUACGUAUAAGCCAAUGCUUUUGCAACUGGUUGCGCGUGUGUCCUCGCGAGUAUUCAUGGGUCCGGAGUUGUGUGCCAAUGAGGCGUGGCUUGGUAUCAGCAAAGAGUACGCAAUCGAGUCAUUCGUGGCCGCGCGGACCCUGCGGCAGUGGCAUUUUUUCCUGCGUCCAAUCGUCCACUGGUUCCUGCCCGAAUGUCGCAAGGUUCGUGCGACACUCGCCGAGGCACGGGUAAUAAUCAUGCCUGUCAUCGAGGAACGCCGGAAGACCAAUCGCCAGGCCCGCGAGGCGGGUCAAUCCACAUCCAAGAUGGCAUACACGAUCGGAUGGAUGGAUGACGCAGCCAAAGGCCGACCCUAUGACGUUGCGACGGCCCAG
This is a messenger RNA of Aspergillus glaucus CBS 516.65, 393 nucleotides long. RefSeq lists its product as uncharacterized. The annotation marks the transcript as partial. Gene Ontology annotation, molecular function: oxidoreductase activity, acting on paired donors, with incorporation or reduction of molecular oxygen; monooxygenase activity; iron ion binding. The record is from RefSeq and is a predicted model, not a curated record. Lineage: Eukaryota; Fungi; Ascomycota; Eurotiomycetes; Eurotiales; Aspergillaceae. The transcript has a single exon.